AUGAAGAGUAAUGUAUUUGUAGGGCUCAAACCUUCUUCAGGGUUCCAGGACUGUAAAGACAAAUCCCUCAAUAGUUAUGAUUAUGUUUUACUUCCAAUUACGAACUCAAGAUAUCGAGAUCAUGUGAAGAGGGUUUUCCAAGAGUAUCGAGAACAAACGCCUGGGGUAAGAAAAUUAUGGGUUCCAGAACCACAGCUGCAGGAAUUGGCAGUACCACCUUUUACUAAUGACAAAGAUACACCCGGCUAUAUCGGUCUUAUCUCUUCUUGGCUGGAAUUGGAGAGCGGAGACGCGUGUGUUCGAGAAUUGAGUUUCCAGGUCCUGGUCAAUGAGUGGGAAUAUGCCAGAUUUGUGGGGAUUAAACAGCUGAUUCUAGCACCUCCUCGAGACCUGAAUAACUUACAUCAAUAUGCCCAGAUGAUUGCAAAAGCGCUCUCGCGAGGAGACGAGCAUUCGCCUGUCCUAUCAAUAUCGCUUCCUCUAUUCGAAGAUACAGAUCCACUUUCAACAUGGGAGCUCUGGAGCACAAUUCGUAAGAUUUGUGACUACCAUCAAAAUCUCACCAUCUCUCUUGCCCUACCAAGAGAUAAAACACCUUCUUAUGUCUUAGAAAGGUGGUUGGCUGAGCCCGUUACAUGUCUCCUGGUAUCUUCAUCAAUUUUUGCAACGAACCAAUACAACUUUCCUGUGUUAAACAAGUUCAAUCAAUACAUUAUUCAUGAAUUUCAAAAAGUGAAUGGAAAUUCUCAACCAAAGCUUGGCGAACUAUGUAUUAUUCUACAUGGAGUAGAAAAAUAUGCCAAUGAAGUGAGAGGAGGAGAAUCUGCAUAUUUGGAGUAUAUCAAUUAUCUACUGAAAAGAGGGGACAAGGCAAUGGGCAUGGAGUACGCCAACGUAGCGGACUGUAUUCCCCGUAUUAUGCCGCCCCUAAGUCCUUUCGAAGAUAACUUGGCAAACGAAGCAUAUCAUACUUUUGAAAAGGACCAAACCAAAUACAACCUCUAUGAGCAAGCCAUAACACAAGCUCUCGAGGAACUCAUUAGAGAACAAAAGACAAUGUUAGUAAAGAAUAACAGACCAAUAGUGGUUUUGGUAGCAGGAGCAGGGCGAGGGCCACUCGUCGACAGGGCAUUACAGGCUCUCAAAGCGCUGAAUGUUCCUCAGUAUCAUAUUAUUGCUCUGGAGAAGAAUCCUGAGGCAUUUUUAUAUCUACAAAAGCGCAAAUAUGAAUACUGGAAUGAUGCUGUGGAUAUAGUUAGAGAGAAUAUGUGCUCUUGGAACAAACCAAUAAAGGUAGAUAUUUGCAUAAGUGAGCUGCUCGGUUCUUUUGGAUGCAAUGAAUUAUCUCCCGAAUGCUUGUGGAGUAUACAGAAAAAUCAUUCGAAACCUUCAACUAAAUUUAUUCCUCAGUCUUAUAGUUCAUACUUGGCUCCCGUUUCUGCACCACUACUUCAUCAGAAGCUUCACCAAAUGAAGGAACUUAACUCACAAGAAAAAUUGUGGGUUAUUCAUAACAUUCCCUAUUGUAUUUUAUCCACCAAAAUCAAUGAAAUUUGGGCAUUCAAUCAUCCGAGCACUCCAUUCUCGGAACCAUUCACCAAGUCAGUUGUCGCAGAGUUUAAAAUUAGAAAUAAAGGUGAAAUCCAUGGCUUAGUUGGGUAUUUCACGGCAAAGUUAUACGGUACUGUCACAUUAUCAAUUCUUCCUAACGAUCAUACCGUUAAGUUGUUUGCUCAACAAGAUGAUGAUAUUGCCCAAUUGUCCAUAGAUGAUGCAAGACCAUCUUCUGAAUUGUACAUAAAAAGCGAACACACGCCGAACAUGACAUCGUGGUCUCCAAUAUUUUUUCCUUUGAAGCAACCGUUUUUCAUAUCUGACGAUACGCAAUUAGAGGUUUUUGUCACUAGAAACCACAGCCAGGCCGAUUCAAAAGUCUGGUAUGAGUGGAGUGUAGGCUCUUUUGUGUAUUUGGUCGUACCUGACCGUCACAGUCAACAAGAGAAAUUACAGAUCAAAUCUCAGACACGCAAUGCAAGCAAAAUUGCAAGCAGUAGCUCAAGAUUUGCAUCUCCCCCCGCGAUCGGUAUCGAGAAGGCAUUUGGCCAGUUCCAGCCCUCUCCCAUCACUUUGAAAGCUACAGAUGAAUCACGGGUGGAGAACGAGAUACUUGAUACUACUGAGAUGGAAAGCGAUUUCGUAACUCAACAGCAGACUGGAUGGGAAAGUGUACAGGACAUUCAUGGACUAGGAAUUACAAAUACUCCCGUAUUUGAUCUCAAUGUCGAUAAUAAAACGAGAGAAUCGGAUGAAAACUCGACAAUCGAAGAGUUUCAUGUCAGAGUGAAGACAGGCCUAUCUGAGCUGCAUAAUGUAGGCGGCAAAUAUUCAUGCCUGUCCUUGGACUAUGAUCCUAAUUAA
Molecule: messenger RNA, 2418 nt
Organism: Lachancea fermentati
Lineage: Eukaryota; Fungi; Ascomycota; Saccharomycetes; Saccharomycetales; Saccharomycetaceae
Source: the annotation of a GenBank genome assembly